CGGCUGUUGGGAAGCGGCUUCGAAGCAGCCAGAGCUUUGGGCGUCCGGGGAUCUGCAGCCCUCUGCUGCCUCGCGGAGAGCGGAACCUUUAUCUUUAGAGAGUGCGGAAAUGAAAAGAAAAGUGGGGAGUUCAGGCAGGCUGAGACUGAGCCCCAAUGAAGAAGCCUUUGUUUUAAAGGAAGAUUAUGAAAGAAGACGGAAAUUAAGGCUGCUGCAGGUUCGAGAACAAGAAAGGGGCAUCGCUUUCCAGAUAAGAGAAGACAUAAAACGGAGGAGAAACCAGCAGUUUGUUCGUCUGGCAGAAGAGCUGAGGGCAGAAUGGGCAGAGUCACAGACUCAGAAAAUCAAGAAGCUGGAAAAGCUCUACUUGGCGAGUCUGAGAACGUUGGGCGAGGGCCACCAGCAGGCAACAGUGCACGAACCUGAUUUGAACGCUCUGGAACAGCAAGCAGCAGAAAGAAAACUAAAAGCAGAAAUCAGACAUAAGGAGGCCCUGAAGGUGCAGAAAGAUCAGAAGGAACAAUUAAUGAAACAAAAAACCUGGCACCUGCAGGCCCGCAAGGACGCCCUGCUUGUGGAGAAGGAGAGAUCCGCCAGAGUGACACGGCUGCCACCACCACCACCACCACUGUUUGAGAACAUCGACCUAAGUAGGAUCCCCCCCGUGAGACCCAGCUGUGAUUCCUACCAUCAUCUCAGCAGCCUGGUGAACCGAGAGAUGGACACAGGGCAGCCAGACGCUCAUUUGGCUGCUGAAGAAGAAGCUAAAAGGCUGGAAGACGUCGAGCAACAGGCCUCCCGGGAGAGGGCAGAGCGCUGUGAGAAGGCCCACAUUCGUGGCUCCCGCGCGCUGACCAGGAUCCGGCUCGCUCAGAACCAAGAGAAGCUCCUGAGAGAGCUAAAGCAGCUGCAGCAGGAGGACCUGGCACGGCGGAGGCAGACGGUGGCCCAGAUGCCGGCUCAACUGGUCGAGCUGCCCUACCGGCGCAGCGAGAUGAAGGAGGAGUGGCAGAGAGAGCUGGAGUUUGCCUUUGAGGACAUGUACAACGCGGACAGGAAGGUGGAAGGGAACCUGGUCUUGCACCUUGAGCCCGAGCCUCUGCCCGUCGUGGCCGAUCAGAUCCGAGACGAAGACCUGGACCUGUCCAUGGAGCAAGAGCUCCUGGGGGACACCACGAGCCCUGCCGUGGUGGACGUGGCUGUGCCGAGCACCAGCGAUGCCGACGUGAAGCCCCAGCCGGUGCCUUCGAAGUUGCUUUUUAAGAAAUUGCUGAGCAAGAUCCGAAACCAGAAGUCUCUGUGGACAGUCCAGUCUGUGUCUGAGGAGGAGGGCAGCCUGCCCACGUAUGCCGAGGGCAGCAGCAGUCAGGAGCCCUCAGCCGAGACAGAGGUGUCUGCCGCCACUGAGAGCGAGACCACGGUGACAACGGCGACCGACAUGGCAACUGACUCGGGGCCCUUCCCCACGAGCCUGCCUGCCCGUGAGGCCGAACCUAGCGAGGAAGCAGGGAUGCCUGAAGUGCAGCCUGUUCCCUCUGUGGCCGCCGAGUCCAUCGAGUCCAUGCUGCUGCACCCACAGGAGGUGGCCACCAAAGUCCGGAUGGCCGCAAGGCGGCGGCAGAUCAUGGAACUCGAAGAGCAGAAACAAAAGCAGCUGGAAUUGCUGGAGCAAAUCGAGCAGCAGAAGCUCAGACUAGAAAGUGACCGCUUCCGGGCCCAGCUGGAAGAGAAGAGAAUGGCAGCCCAGCGGGCCAAGGACUGUUCCACCUCCACGCCAAGCUCCCAGGUGGCUGAGGACAGUCACAGGCAGACAAUCCGCAGUUACCAGCGUCACUUGUUGCAGCAGAAUAGGCUUCACAGGCAGACGGUGCAGGCGGCUCGGAAGCAGCUGCUGGAGUUCCAGAGCGUGCUGAGAGGGACACACCUGGGGCCCGGCACGGCGGGUCUCGCACCCGGGUUGCGUCCUGGGCUGCAUCCUGGCGACUCCAUGCAGGGCCUCCUGCUGGGCGGGGCAGUGUCCACAGACACGCCCAGCACCUCCGCUCUCUUGGCACAGACCCCUCAGGCUGUGGUGCACCCCCAUGGCCCCGACAGCUCUCCUGGCCCCCACCAAGCCCCAUCUCACCACACACUGCCUGCAUCGCGCAGUGCCAGUGGGGAGGCAUCUGCCCAGCCGAGGGGGCCACCAUCACUGCUCACGUGCAGCUCGCGGCCUGCGGCUUCUGGCAUGAUCUUGCCGUCCUCGGACAAAGGUGCCACCCGGCGAGACCUCCUGCAGCUGCUCCGGGAGCAGCUGGACGUGCAGAGGGAGGCCUUACAGUCCCAGGAGGCUCAGAAGCGUCUGCAGCCGGGUGCCUGCUUCCCCCUGCCGCCCCUGGGCUUCUCGGCUCCGCAUUUUCCGGCCAGCAAAGGUCCUGGGCAGGGCCCAGAGUCCUCUCCCCUCGAGGGUGACCCUGGCAUGUUCUCAGGCCACCUGGGGGACCCGCAGCCUGUCUGGGUGUCGGGCCAGGCAGCACCAGGGGCUGGCAAACAGGAGGCCGACCCCCAGCCCCAGCCCCCACUCACCCUGCCGCCCGCCGCGGACACCCUGUCUGCUGAGCUCCCAGAGCCCAACCUCUGUCCCCCAUUGGGCCCGGCCAGGCCUCUCAGUGUCCUGCACCAAUUCCUGCCACUGCACAACUGCCUGAAGCUGCUCCAGGCCCAGCUGGCCACUCAGUGGGAGGCCCUCGCUGCCAGGCAUGAUGCCCAGGCCCAGCUCCUUGCCCGGAGACUCUGGGACCCUGGGCACAGCUCGGCCGGGCAUGGGAGCUCUGCACAGGUGCCCGGCCCAUGCUCCCCCACCCAGGAGAGGCCCCUUCCUCCCAGCCCCCAGCACGAGGAGCUGUGCCCAGUGACGGUGCCCGAAGGGGCCCGGACCCCACCAUUCCACGAGAAACUCAAGAAGGGCUCCCAGCCCGUGCCCCCUGCUCUAGAUAGUGUGCAGGGGGAUCGGGAGACACUUGACUCGGGGGACAUCCCUGUCCAGGGCCAGAAAAGCCUGGAGAGCCUGCCCUCAGAGCCCGCCGGGCCCCAGGAACUGCCUGCGGAGUCAGACCCUGGCCAUGUACAGGCCUUGGAACUGCAGGCCCGGCUCCAGAGACUGUCACGGCUCCUGCAGCCACAGUGUGGGCAGCUGCAGGCACUGCAGGAGCGGCUGGUGGCCCAGAGGGCAGCCCUCACCUGCACCGGGGAGGCCCCGGUGCCCUCGGCACACCUGCUGCCCCCUGACCACAGCAGCCUGGCGGCUCUGCAGCAGGAGCUUGACAGCCAGAAGAAAUCACUCCGUGCCCAGCAGGCGGCACAAGAAAGGCUUCUUCUGCAGCGGCUGCAGGAGCUAGAGCGGAGAACAUGUGUCCCCCCGGAGUGUCCUGGUGUCCUGGAUGUCGCUGCAGAGGGCCAACCGCCGGCCGAGCUGCUUCCCUGCCCGUCAUUGCUCGUCCCUGCCACUGUGCCAGUGACCAGCUUGCCCCCUGAGCCCCUGCCCAGAGCAGUGCCCAGACCUCCACGGCCACCUGUGGCCAGAGUCCAGAGCGGGCUAGAGCUGCAGCAGCACGAGCUCAGCCUUAUCCCGGAGAGCGAGUCCCCCGCACCCUCAGACUUUUGUCAAGACAGAGACCCCCUGCGAGUCUCCAUCAGCCGGGAGCAGAGCCCGCUGGGAGACGCGCUGGCCCAACCUGCGUCUACUCGGCCGCCACUUGUUCAUGCGGCUGCUGCUGGGGCAGUGAAGGGGCCGGAGGAGCCUGAGCUUCGUGGUGCGGUUCUCAGCUGUACCGUGGAGGCAGUCCAGACGCGUCACAGCCCAGCCCUGGAGCCAGCACAGGUGGGUUUGCAGGAGACUUAUCACGAGCCACUCUCAAUAACCAUUUCUACCGGGAGCUUUUUAAGUUUCGAGAACCCAGAUUUGAGCCUUACGGAUUCAGAUUCCUUUUCCGAGAACGUGGGUCCUGAUCUGCAGGCCGAGGCGGAAGUGUGUCUUGGCUUGGCCCCUCUGGCUGCUCACCCAAGGCCAGACCCUCUGGACAUGGCUGCACUGGUGUUGCAGAGAGCAGAUGCGCACCAGGAGGACUCUAGCUCCACAGCCCAGACUCCGACCCCGCCAGAACCAGAAGCAACCUUCCCAGAUGUGCACCAUCAGCAGUUUAAGCCCUUAGAAGCACAUCUGGAUCUGGACGUGUCGCCGCUGUCCUGUGGGCUGAACCUUUCCCAGGCCUCAGAGCAUUCCCGUGAGAGCUGCUCCAGCGUGCCGUUGCCCACCAGUUCCAGCUCCAGCACCUCGCUGAGGGUCUGCCCGCACCCUCUUCUCACUACAGGCUCUGCCUGGCCGCCUGCCCCUACCCCGGCUUACACCACAGCUCCAUGCUUAGCCGACCAUGCUGAGAGUUCCCAACAAGCCUUUCUUCGCCUCCUACCAGAACUGUCAUCGCCGGAGAACCAGCAGGCCGAUUUACCCAGCAUUCUCAGCAUUGAGGCGGGAGACGGCCCUGGGUGCCUGGACCACCAGGACCCUUCUGAACGGCUGGAGCAAAGUCCAAAGAAGAUUCACUUCCAGUUCCCUGUGGAAUUGGCCGUGCCAUCACCUAGCGAGGCAUGUGCAUUACACAGGUUGCUGCUCCUGCCCAGCCAGGCCCUCCCAGAAAGGCAGCUCUCUGGUGCUGCUUCUGAGCUGAGUGUGGAACUGCACAGAGGACCCAGGGAGGUCAGUCCCUUGGCCGUGCCACUGCCUCCAUCAACACAGGCUGGAACCCCAACUCGGCAGACAGGACCAGAGCUCUCUGUGAGUUCUGGGUCCUUCUCAUCACGGAGCCUGAUUCCAGUCUGGGAGACAGAAUCUGGCAGGGGCAUAAUGGAAGAACCGGAUCUCACACUGGUGAGCCUCAGUGAUGUCAGUAUUGAAACAGACUUUUUUGCCUUAUCCCUUGAAGAGAAGGAAAACGAGGCCCAGAGCAGCUUUCAGGCCAGUCCCUGUCCACAUGCCACAGGACACUGUGCAACAGAAGCUUCAGGACAUUCUCCACAGCUGACAGGAAGCUUACAGGGAGCACAUGUGGCAAGGAACCAGCCAUUCACGACGAGAUGCUCCCAGAGGCAGAAGCAAUUACAAAACAAAACUCGGGCCAGUGAAAAUUCCCAAAGCAAACUAUUCAGGGAGAAACCUGGAGGUUCUGGGAGUCGCCUCAAGGGUGUGAGCAGAGUCUCUACUUCUACAGAAGACCGAAGGCCCUUCACACACCAAAGGGCCCUGAGGCUGUACAAUCACACAGCUGAAGUGAAGCAUCAGAUGGAGGAAAAAGCAAGACAAGAUGCUUAUGCACAAAAUAGAGCAAGAGCAAAAGAAUUUCACAAAAAAACACUAGAGAAACUUCGAGCCAAGAACACAUACUGACUAAUAAACUAUUUAUUUAUGC
Molecule: messenger RNA, 5444 nt
Organism: Sorex fumeus (smoky shrew)
Lineage: Eukaryota; Metazoa; Chordata; Mammalia; Eulipotyphla; Soricidae
Gene: CEP295
Product: centrosomal protein 295
Exons: 30
Coding region: 110-5422 (1770 amino acids)
Biological process (GO): regulation of centriole replication
Cellular component (GO): centriole; cytosol; centrosome
Source: RefSeq, a predicted model, not a curated record